This is a messenger RNA of Malurus melanocephalus (red-backed fairy wren), 829 nucleotides long. RefSeq names its product heme binding protein 1 (gene HEBP1). The record is from RefSeq and is a predicted model, not a curated record. Lineage: Eukaryota; Metazoa; Chordata; Aves; Passeriformes; Maluridae. The transcript is spliced from 4 exons. Bases 159 to 728 code for a protein of 189 amino acids.
UGCGAGGCGGCCCCGGCCCUCCCUCCUUGCUCCGAACGGGGCCGUGCCGAGCCGGGAGGGGCAGAGCCGAGCCGAGCCAAGAAGGGCAGAGCCGAGCCGGGAGGGGCAGAGCCGAGACGAGCUGAGCGGGGCAGAGCCGAGCCGAGCCGAGCGGCACCAUGCUGGGCAUGGUGAAGAACUCGCUGCUGAGCACGGUGGAGCCAUGGCCCUAUCGCCUGCUGGGCAAGGGCGAGAAGGAGCAGGUCAGCUACGAGGAGAGGGCGUGCGAGGGCGGGCGGUUUGCGGCGGUGGAGCUGGUGGGGAAGCCGUUCGACGAAGCCUCCAAGGAAGGGGCAGUCAAGCUCCUUAAGUACGUCGGAGGAAGCAACGACAGGGGGGUUGCAAUGGGCAUGACUGCYCCUGUCUCCAUCACUGCUUUUCCUGCUGAAGAUGGCUCCUUUCAGCAGAAUGUGAAGGUCUCUGUGCGGAUCCCAAGCAAGUUUCAAGACAACCCUCCUUCUCCUACAGAUGAAAGCAUUAAAAUUGAAGAAAGACAGGGGAUGACCAUUUAUUCCACGCAGUUUGGUGGCUAUGCCAAAGAGGCAGAUUAUGUGAACCAUGCUGCUAAGCUGAAGGCUGCUCUGGGGAGUGAGGCUGCAUACYGCAAGGAUUUCUACUUGUGCAAUGGUUAUGACCCCCCAAUGAAGCCUUACGGACGUCGCAAUGAGGUCUGGUUUGUGAAAGAGUGAACAUCUGGCACCCUGUGGUGCUGCCUUGCACUGAAAACCUCCCCACGCUAUUUCCCUGUCCUCUUUAAAAUAAACUAAUAAUUCAGCAGAGGCAAAAAAAU